AAACACAUAUAGAGCAAAGUUUAGGCUUUUAGGAGUUUAUCUAUUGAUCUGGAGGGCCUCUGAGGAGUUUCAAACUUCUAUUUUUGAGCAAUGGCCAAUCACCUUUUACUUCACGAAGAGAACAAAGUACAGGGGGACGAAGAAUGUGGUACAUCACAUCAGUGGCGCUCACCAAAGGAAACUGGGAAGGCAACAAAACGGAAACAUAGUGGUAACAACGGCAACUAUGAAGCAAAGAAGCUUUGUACUGGCAGCAGCCCCGCUCAGCAAAAAGGUACCAAAAGAAAAAGGAGUGCACCACACAGUGACCAAUGUGAAGAACAAAAGAAAGGACGGUGCUUCCCAGUCCAGUGCUCAGAGGAUAAUGAUAUGACUGUCCUCGUUGAGCCACUCAAGCUUUUGGUGUUCACUGAAAAAGAUGACGUUGAGAGAUCCAAGAAGAUGCAUGCACUUCAGGAGCACCACCCGCACCUGACGUUUGACCAAGACAACACACACGUAUAUGCAAGUAUUGUCUAAGUGCAAUGAACCAGGUACUUUUUGAACAAGAGGAAAUCAAAACAAACGGAAAUGCAGAAACAUACUCUAAGAAUUCUCCCUUUACAAGAUCUCUGAAGAAUGCAGCGACUACCGAAGACAAAACAACAAGUGAAUACUACAGAGAUGGUUAGUAAAUUGUAGAUUUGCAGUGACCAGUCAAAGUCUUCAGCUGUUCCAUUUGGAGGUCACCUGCAAACUCCCAGGCCCCUGAGAAAUAGUUCUGAACACACCUGUGCCCCUAUCACCCAGUUUUUCCAUGGGCCAUUCUGUUUAAUUCGCAGCACUCCAAAGCCAACGUGAAGGUACUUCGACCGCUACACCUCGUUCUUCGAAGGUUUUCUUUGGAGGUUUUGGAACAGCUGAUACAAACUGAUAGUCCUAUUAACUGCAUCUGGAUAUGUACAAAUGUACAAAUUGGUACUUGUUCACUGCAAUGUUUUUAGAGGAAUCAUUAUACUUACUUCCAGUCUUUGUUUUACCAUUUUUAUAUUUUUACUUCUAUUGUUUUUGCAGGUUUUCUUUGAAGGAAUAAAUAAAAGGUGAUGCUUUAGCUUCAGGGUUAAACCAUGUGGCCUUGAGAGUAACCCAAACUCACAAUCUAUUACUGAAAUGAUAACUGGUUAGUUACGCUAUUUUCAGGCAGGGGGAAGGAGGGAUCUUACGGAAAGAAGUUGUACAAUUGACAAAAUAAUUAACUGAGAACGAGGAGUUUUUCUUAUUUGAAGUUUAAGGAAGUUUGCAAGGAACUAUACCUAUGUAUACCCAGUGUUGGAAACUCUAACCUACACAUACGUAGUGCCCGAGGUCUUUCAUGUGUUGUACUUAAAAGCCAGGGUGAGAUACAUCACUGAAAAGGACCGAAGAUCCAUGCAAUGUGGUUUUAGACUUCUUCAAACGUGAAACCUGAGCCACUGUUGCAGAGUAAAACUGAUAUAACAAGUGAGUUUGGAUUUAGGAGAGACCUGAUUGUAGGUGGCAGACUGGUCCAUUUCUGCUGUUUCUUUUUCGUGACAAGUCCCAAACAAAUUGACAGGGACUGAUGCUAUCAUACACCAAAGCAGAGCUGCAGGCUGGUUUUAAUUGAUGGUUAUUAGUCUGCCUAACUGCCAUGAGAGAUUUGUUAAGUUUGACAGAAUGCUCUCACAGGACACAAAUUGGCACACCAUGCAUGUUGGAAUCAGUGACUACCGGUACGUAAAGGUAGGUGAGAAUACAUUGUUGCAAUAAAGUAAAUCUUUCAGAUUCGUCAAAAUCCAGUGAGAGAGGUUCUUGUGCUGGGAUGAUUACAUUGUAUGUACUGUCCAAGGUUGUCCUGGUCGAGACCAGACACGAUGACAUGCACAUGCAUUCCAUGAGGCUUGAUGACCAAUGAAAGUUGAGGUUCAUGCUGCAGGGCCUGUUUCCUGCUCAACGGCUGAUUCCAAGAUGUACAUGUAUAGUUAACACUAAAUCCAAUGCUUUUGCUGGGAUUCUUUCACAAUACAAUAAACCAAAGGUAAUUCCUUUGUCUUAAAACUAAGAUGUUCGCUGAAUCAUACAUUUCCACCUGUACACAAAAGUAGUUGCCAAUUUAUGCAUUAUAGCAGAUUAAAGAGGAACUUUUCAUUACUCUUACGGUGUGAAACUUAAUGUGGUUGAAAAAUUUAGCAUUUUGAUUGUUAAAAAUUAAUGCAUAGUUUCAUCUUGCACAGUGCCUUUAGAUGCAUGGAUGUUGACUGUGCAGUUAGUGAUGAUAAAAACAAGUCAGAAAACAUGCGCAUGUACAUGAACCUUGUGUACUGUGCAUGCAUGCUAAUGCUGACAUCUGACUGCACGUUAUCUGAAAUUGCACAGUCACAAUGUAAAUGAACUUAACAAAAUUAGCAACCACUUCAAAUACAGUCUACUAAUGCUCCUUUUCUACUGAGUUGGCAUGGUAUCUGUUUUGUUUUCAUUAUGGAAUUCAAAGGCAAUGUGUCACUUUAAAACACCACCUGCUACUCUAGGUAUUCUGAGUGACAUGUAGUAAAUUUGUUAGAGAUCUCAGUCUCUGUAUCAGUGACAUCUACGUACAUCGGAAAGUGAAAAUGUACAGGUUCCCUAUGAAUGUCACAUUCCCUUUACCAAAUCCAUAACAUGCUAUGACCAAAUGGACUGAACUGAAGAAUGGAAGACUCCAAGAAGGAUAAAGACCAACAGAUCUUGUUGUGCAGUCAAAAUGCUUGGCUUUCAAAUAACUUUUAGAAAUGUGAUAGGGCUGUUGAUACAUUGCAGUGCAAAGUUUCACAGGACACUUUAAGCAUCAGUUAAUCUCAUCAGGUUUAAAACAAAAAUGGUUUUGACAUUAAGAAUACUCACCCACUAUCAUUCUAUUCCUGUUGACUACGUAAAAGUAUUCAGUUCAGUUAUGGACUGCACUGUGCCCAAAUUAUUUAGUAAUAACUUUCUAUUAUACUGCUAAAACUUUUAAAAAAUGUGUAGGGCUUUUGGCAUUCCAAGUGACUGUGUGCAUCUAUGCAAGUAAACAAACCAAGGGAUGUUACACAAUCCUCAAUUUUGAAAAGAACAGAACAUUAAAACCUGUAUCUUGAAUUACAAAUAUUACUUGAGAAACAGCAUUCCAAUAUAAUUCCAAUAUCUCAUGUAACAGUUACUAAGCAGUCAAAUGAAUAAUGAAUAAGUGGUGGACAAUAAAUAAAUGAAAGAAUAAAACAGCCCCACACACUUCUUUCCAAAUACUUGCUCUCAACUGCCUCCUUAUUUUGCCUACAUUGACAUACUACAGCUUUAUAACCUCAACCCUGCUGAACCGGAAACCAAAAUCCAAAACAGGCAGUAACUUGGGAUUAUUCAAGCAGUCUUCAACUGAAUCAGUAAUAAAAAACAUUACAGUCAGGGUUUUUGGUGAGACUUUAAUUCAACUUUUCAAGGUGGAAAUUUAACCAUAUUUCACUGCUGCUGUAUUCGGAAAGCUCAGCGCACACAAGAAAUCCUUAAUGAAAUUUAAA
Molecule: messenger RNA, 3527 nt
Organism: Acanthaster planci (crown-of-thorns starfish)
Lineage: Eukaryota; Metazoa; Echinodermata; Asteroidea; Valvatida; Acanthasteridae
Source: RefSeq, a predicted model, not a curated record